Gorilla gorilla gorilla (western lowland gorilla) is the source of this 3604-nucleotide messenger RNA. RefSeq names its product CD1b molecule (gene CD1B). The record is from RefSeq and is a predicted model, not a curated record. NCBI's taxonomy places the organism in Eukaryota, Metazoa, Chordata, Mammalia, Primates, Hominidae. Gene Ontology annotation, molecular function: endogenous lipid antigen binding; exogenous lipid antigen binding; lipopeptide binding. The transcript is spliced from 6 exons. Gene Ontology annotation, cellular component: external side of plasma membrane. Bases 430 to 1431 code for a protein of 333 amino acids. Gene Ontology annotation, biological process: antigen processing and presentation, endogenous lipid antigen via MHC class Ib; positive regulation of T cell mediated cytotoxicity; antigen processing and presentation, exogenous lipid antigen via MHC class Ib.
GAAACUAAGUGAGGUGGAUAAACUAAAAGCAUCCUUCUAGGUUAAAGCAGACUAAAAGCUUAGCAGUUGUUUAAUAUCACCAUCUUAUCCUAUAGACGUGGGAAUAAAGGCUAAGGAAGGAGAAAUGAAAAUGCAGAAUCAUAUGGGGGCUUUUCCAAGGAGGUAUGAAGGAAGCUGAGGACAGGGAGAGCAGCUGGAAGUCAGGGGGUAAGAGAAACUCUAAAAAUCAGGGCUUGAGGGAAAUAAAAGGUGAGGUAAGAGGCUCAGGGCUGUGGGAGGCACAUUUUUCUCUGAAAAGCAGUUUGGAUGAGGAAGAGAUUUGGCAGUUGGAAGAGAGAAGAAGUCACUACAGGGUACUGAGGAAAAGCUUUGCUGAAAUUGGAGAUCAAAUACCAGCUCUGCCAGUAAGAAGCUGCAUCUCCCAGUGAAAUGCUGCUGCUGCCAUUUCAACUGUUAGCUGUUCUCUUUCCUGGUGGUAACAGUGAACAUGCCUUCCAGGGGCCGACCUCCUUUCAUGUUAUCCAGACCUCGUCCUUUACCAACAGUACCUGGGCACAAACUCAAGGCUCAGGCUGGUUGGAUGAUUUGCAGAUUCAUGGCUGGGAUAGCGACUCAGGCACUGCCAUAUUCCUGAAGCCUUGGUCUAAAGGUAACUUUAGUGAUAAGGAGGUUGCUGAGUUAGAGGAGAUAUUCCGAGUCUACAUCUUUGGAUUCGCUCGAGAAGUACAAGACUUUGCCGGUGAUUUCCAGAUGAAAUACCCCUUUGAGAUCCAGGGCAUAGCAGGCUGUCAGCUACAUUCUGGAGAUGCCAUAGUAAGCUUCCUGAGGGGAGCUCUAGGAGGACUGGAUUUCCUGAGUGUCAAGAAUGCUUCAUGUGUGCCCUCCCCAGAAGGUGGCAGCAGGGCACAGAAGUUCUGUGCACUAAUCAUACAAUAUCAAGGUAUCAUGGAAACUGUGAGAAUUCUCCUCUAUGAAACCUGCCCCCGAUAUCUCUUGGGCGUCCUCAAUGCAGGAAAAGCAGAUCUGCAAAGACAAGUGAAGCCUGAGGCCUGGCUGUCCAGUGGCCCCAGUCCUGGACCUGGCCGUCUGCAGCUUGUGUGCCAUGUCUCAGGAUUCUACCCAAAGCCCGUGUGGGUGAUGUGGAUGCGGGGUGAACAGGAGCAGCAGGGCACUCAGCUAGGGGACAUCCUGCCCAAUGCUAACUGGACAUGGUAUCUCCGAGCAACCCUGGAUGUGGCAGAUGGGGAGGCGGCUGGCCUGUCCUGUCGGGUAAAGCACAGCAGUUUAGAGGGCCAGGACAUCAUCCUCUACUGGAGAAACCCCACCUCCAUUGGCUCAAUUGUUUUGGCAAUAGUAGUGCCUUCCUUGCUCCUUUUGCUAUGCCUUGCAUUAUGGUAUAUGAGGCACCGGUCAUAUCAGAAUAUCCCAUGAGCCAUCAUCAUGUCUCCUCUCCCAUUCGCAAUAAGUACCAAGAAGCCCAAGAUAUCAGCCCAAAAGUCAAUCUUAUCAUAUUUCAAAUGAUUUUCAAAUUUGAUGAAAUCAGAGUUUUUGUGUAUUUUAAAAUAAAUUAUUAUUUAAACAUCAGCAAAAAAGUACUUAAAACUGUAAAUUUAUUAUGAGACUGUACUAACAGUGUGAUUCACCCCGAUUUUACACACAUUAAAAUGUUAGAGAAAAUGUGUCUCAAAAUAAAUGAAAUAUAAUACAUAUGACUUAAUAGUGACUCCCUUUGGCUUCCUAAUUUAAAACUUUUCUUUUUCUGCUUCUGGUUAAAUAUUAUUUGUCAAAGAAAACCAAAUACAAUUAUGCCAGAAUCACUGUAUUUGCAGAGAUGCAGAGCCUUUUGGAUGUAAUUUCUUCUCUGUCUCUGCCUGGAUGACUUUCUAGCCCUGAAGGCUCAGCUGAGAUGUUUCUUCCUCAGGAAGACUUUCCUAGUGCUAUAAUAAAAGGAACUAUGCAGAGAUCCACUUUACACUUUACUCACAGCAUUGGAGUUAUUUUUGUUUUUCCUCCCCUUCUAAGUUCCUUGAGGACAGUGUUCCCUAUUUGUAGAUCUCUGGCAAGAUCUCUUAGCUGCAAAUUCAUUUUCUCAGUAAAAACUAUCUGAGUUGCUGUAACUGCCAAGUUAAGUGUUUUCUUUCAGAGUCAUCUACUUUCUUCCAUUUUUUUUUCUUUUUAGUUGAUAUUGUAGAUCCUCCUCAUCUUGCUAAAAUAGUUUCCACUUAGCCAAAAAAUAUUAUGUUUUCUUUAUUUCUGUUCCAAACUCCUUUGGAGAAAACCACCUUUGGCUUACUACAGCUAUAGUCUAGCUUUUAAAGGGUCAUAGUGAGAGGUGAAGCCAGCUGCACUCCCUGGGUUGAGUGGGGACUCCUAUAACUUUUCUGUAGCUAGCAAGAGGUUUGUAAAAUGCACCAAUCAGUGCUCUGUAAAAUAGACCAAUCUGCACUCUGUAAAAUGGACCAGCCAGCGCUGGUCCAUUAAUUAAUAAUUUUAUAGGGGCCAAGCAUGGUGGCUCACGCCUGUAAUCCCAGCACUUUGGGAGGCCGAGGCAGGUGGAUCACCUGAGGUCAGGAGUUUGAGACCAGCCUGACCAACAUGGCAAAAAUCUGUCUCUACUAAAAAUACAAAAAUUAGCCGGGCAUGGUGGUGCAUGGCUGUAGUCCCAGCUACUUGGAAGGCUGAGGCAGGAGAAUCACUUGAACCCAGCAGGUGGAGGUUGCAGUGAGCCAAGAUUGUGCCACUGCACUCCAGCCUGGGUGACAGAGCAAGACCCUGUCUCCAAUAACAAUAAUAAUAAUAAUAAUUUUAUAUUUGCAAAGAUAAAGCAGUAUAAAAACUAUCUUUUGCUCAUUAGACAGUUUUGAAAAAAUUAUCAACUCAUGAUUAAAAUAAAUUUUAGAUAUUGUAUCAUUUCAUCCUUAACUAUUUCAGCAUGUCUUUCUGUAACAUAUAGACUUUUUUAACAUAUAGCUGAAAUUACAUUAUGACAUCCCCAAGUAAAAGAUUUCUUAAUAUCAUUAAAUAUAUAGUUGUUCAGCAUUCAAAUUUUGUCCAAUUGUCUCAUGAAUUGUUUUUACAGUUUAUUCAUUAAAUUGGAAUAAAAAUAAGAUUCAUGCAUUAAAGUUAGUUGAUGUUUCAUAAACCAUUUUUAAUCUGUAGGAUUCUUCUCUCAUUUUUAUCCUAGAAUUUGUUUUUUAAGAAAUUUCAUCAUUCUUCUUGUAAAAUCAUCCACAGUUUGGAUUUUGCUGAUUACAUAGCUAUAAUGUCAUUUAACAUGCCCCUUUGUUCUCUUUAUUUACUAUAUAUAAAUAGAUUUGUGGGCCGGGCAUUGUGGCUCACGCCUGUAAUCCCAGCACUUUGGGAGGCCGAGGCGGGCGGAUCACGAAGUCAGGUGAUCGAGACCAUCCUGGCUAACACGGUGAAACCCCAUCUCUACUAAAAAUACAAAAAAAAAUUAGCCAGGCGUGAUGUUGGGCGCCUGUAGUCCCAGCUAUUCAGGGAGGCUGAGGCAGGAGAAUGGCGUGAACCCGGGAAGCGGAGGUUGCAGUGAGCCGAGAUCGCGCCACUGCACUCCAGCUUGGGCAACAGAGCAAGACUCUGUCUC